UGCCGCGGAGAAGAGCCUUGCCAUGUCCAGCCCAGCCCCGACGGGCAGCACCUCCUGGUCCUGCAGAAGAGCGGGCCGCCCCCCACGCCCCGGGUGGUGGCCUUCCAGCGCCACAGCAUCGCUGGAACCGACCUGGAGAGGAACUGGCAGCCGCCCCAGCCAGCCCUUGUGGGACUGCUCUUCCUGCAGAGCCCUGUGGUACUGGACUCCUGGGUACUGGCCAUGGUGUGGGAACACGGCCGGACCGAGGUCUGGCACUUUGUGGUGGCCGUGGGCUGGCAGCUGCUGCAGACACUGGAGCUCUGCCAGGGUGCCCGGGCACGAAUUGUCUCCGUGUGCAGCCAGGGAGCCAGCCUGGUGUGGUGUGAGGAGAGGCCCCCCCUGGGUGCCCACUCGGACAUGAGCAAGUGUGCCUUCAGAUUCUGUGUCUGUGCCCGUGCUCUGGAGGUGGGGGAGCAAGGUGUGAGGCUGGGCACCGUGAGGAUGGUCCUGCACAACAGCCCUGAGUACCAGGUCCUGGCCUCCCCUCAGCACAUCUUCCUGGUGCCUGCUGCUGCCAGCUUUGCCACCACUUCCAAAUUCCUCCUCAUCUGGCAUCCUGAGACAGCAAAGCUCACCAUCACAGCCCCCUCUGCAGGCUUCAUCCACAGCAAGGUGCUGCGCUCCAGCAGCGAGUCAGACUUCAGAAAACUCCUGCUGGGUUCUGUGGGCCUUCUCUCAGGUUUUACACCCCUGGACAUUCACACAUCUGCUGUGUCUAACAGUGGGGGUCUGCUGCUGGUGAGUACAAAGGGUGCUGUGAACAUGGUGGAGCCAGAUGGGACACAGAGGCAUGUCUUUGACCUGGAGGUGGGCUCCCUGGCCCAGGGGAGUCCUGUGCGGUUAAAGACCUUUGGCAGCAUCCUGGCCUGUGUGCUGGCUGGAGUCCUCUACCUUGUCGACCAGAACAGUGGAAGGCUCAUAGAAAAAGAAGUACUGAGCAUGAAAGAGGUGCAUUUCCUGGAGUCCUCAGGAGAGGAGGAUGGUAUCCAGCUCCUCACUCAAGCUGGCAUCUAUAGCUUUUGUUUCUCCAAACCUGAAGACAGCAGCAGACCUGAACCAUGCCUGGUGGAGAUGGUGUUUGAGGAGGCCUGCAGAUACUACCAGAGGAGAAGCCUCAGCAGCUCCAAGCUGACAGUGGAGAAGUUGAAGAAAGGUGGUGCAUUCCAGGCUCCUGUGGCCCUGGCUGCCAUCCUGCAGCACAGCCUCCACCAGAAACAGAAGCCAGCCCAAGGCCUACAAGACACUUAUGCCAAGCUGUUGAGCACAAUGAGCCUGGAGCUGCAGAGCUACAUGAGCCUGGAGCUCCUCAAGACCUGUGUGGUGUGUGCCCCAGAGAGUGAGGUGGAAAGCUACUGCAAGGAACUGGUGGAGCAGGAGGUCAGCCGCAUUCUGCACUCUGACAUGGACAAGGACAAUUUGGCCUACCUCAAUUCUGUCUUUGCCUCUUUCCCCAAGGCUGCCUGGAAGGCCACAAGGAACUGCCUGCAGCUGCAGCAGAAUGGGGACGGCCUCUUGGUAGCCAGGGCCACCCCAGAGGUGUGGAAGAAGGUUCUGGGAGGGCCACAGCUGGACGACAUGGGUCAGAAUGGGAUGGUCCCACUCUUUGAGCUCAUCUGCACUUCCUUCCUGAGAUUCAAACCCAAGUGGUUGCCCAGUUUUGUGGAGCUGACCCAGCAGUACAUUAGCACGUCUUGGGCAUACAGCAGCAAGGAGGGCCCAGAGGGCCGGGUGCCGCUGUACAAGAGAGCACUGGGAGUACUGGCCCGGAAGAACCAACACAGCGAGGGAGACAGUGAGAUGGAGCUGGAACUGCUGCUCUGCAGCAAGAGGCCUAAGGCUGUGUUGCAAGCUCUGCACCUUCUUAUCCGUCUGAAGCGGUGGCAGCGGGUGGUGGAGGUGGCAGAGAAGUUCUCCAAACUCAGCCCCUUGCUUAACAAGGAGAUAUUCACCACACUGCUGGCUGAGUUUGCCCAGCACCGGGAGCUGGACCCAUAUCUGGACAGGCUGUGGCCACUGUGCCCUGCUGAGCUCACUGCCUCAGACAUCCUCACCGUGGUCCUGCAGCACCUCCCUCACUCCCAGGAGGACCCGGUGCCUUUCUCCAGCGAGGGGAACCAGCUGACCGUGGGCUUGCUUAAGCCACUGCUGCAAAGGGUUGCGCAGCGUCCCAGUGUCCACGAGAUGUACUCGGAUGCCUUGCAGAGUCCCACCUUCCCCCCUCCUACCUUGCCCCGAGAGCACAAAGUCCCCUCAAAAGCAGCAGCCGAUGAUGUCCCUCAGCCACCGAUAGCAAGGACUUCCUCACCCUCAGCACUGGUACAGGAUGACAGUGUGUGAUGGGGGGAAGGACAACGUAUCCCAAGCCUUGGGUGCACGAGGAAGGGAAAGCCACAUGCACCCCAGGAAAUCCUACCCUGUGUGGCAGUAUGGAAGCCUGCUCCUUUCUGAAGCCUCCCUGUAGCAGCAUCUCGAAGAGCCUGUUGGGUGGCUGGGGUUGGGGGAUCUCCUCUGAGCCAGGACAGGCUUUCUGGCUAUUCCUAUCAAGUGCAAUUGUGUGUGCCCAGUGGAGGAGCAAAUGCCAGGUGCAUUUGCAGAUGAAAAUGCUGGUUGCACUACAGGACUACAGAACUGCUCCCUACCCAAAGCACUUUGUUUUCAGUUUGCUUGGCUCCUUUAUAUAUCCACUUCUACUUCCCUGAUCCUGUAGGACUGGUGGUGGAGUGAUGGGCAGGGACACACAGAGUCUUCCCUCCCCAUUCUCUGCUCAGUGAGUUGGGUGGUGCCUCUAAGUUGUGCCUGUGAGAAACGGGGCAUGUUUCUUGCAGUGGGGUCACCAAGUCCUGCUUCUUUGGGCUCAGUCAGAUGCUAAAUGCCAGUGUGGCACUGGAGGUCCCAGCACACGUGCUGGCAGCUGCAGCACACUGCACGCUGUCUCACCACAGUUCCUCUGGGAUCAAUCCUGUAGCUGUGACUGAUUGCAGCUACUUAGCUGAAGAGAGCAGCCUAAUUCCCUUAUCUCUCUAUCCCAGACAGUACCCAAACUCUCUUCUGAGCUGAGAAGCUGGCAGCAGCCUGAGUGAGCUUGGGGCUGGCCCUGCCUCUCCCUUUCCUUUAUGGAAGCUUAGAUUAUGCUGCAGGACACCCAGGCCCUCUGUUCCCAUCUCCUCUACCUUUGCCCUUUGCACACAAAGGGGCUUUGUCAGGGUUGUCUGGCUCAUAUUGUGCCUCUGUUUGCAAAGUCGGUGUAACUUGAGAGCAGUUGUGCAGGAAGAUCCAGGUUCCAGCCUCACUCUGAUACCCUCUGCCUGGCCCCCUCCACCAGGAGGGAGACUCUAGCUAUGGCUUUGCCCCUGCGUUCUGGGCUGUGGUGUAAAGGAGCUGUCUCUUGCCUUGUCGGGCUGGGGGAGAUUCACCUCCCAUUAAUCCUCUUGAGAGUGGUCUGAAGUGUGGAAGACAGACUCCUUUUAAAAAUAAAGGUUUCUAAAGCAGUGAUGAGGUGGUGGUGGAUGUUGUGAGGGUGCACACUCUCGGGAGGAAGGCAGUUGUGUUUUGCUUCUGGUGAAAAGUGGACAACCUCAGCUCACUGGUACUG
Molecule: messenger RNA, 3634 nt
Organism: Manacus vitellinus (golden-collared manakin)
Lineage: Eukaryota; Metazoa; Chordata; Aves; Passeriformes; Pipridae
Gene: HPS6
Product: HPS6 biogenesis of lysosomal organelles complex 2 subunit 3
Exons: 1
Biological process (GO): protein localization to membrane; melanocyte differentiation; organelle organization
Cellular component (GO): BLOC-2 complex; lysosomal membrane
Source: RefSeq, a predicted model, not a curated record